AUGAAUGUUAAUUGGCUUGUAAGAAAGGUAGAUGUGCUGUUCCUUGUGACUUGUGGGUACAUCUAUAUGUCGUUCUUUGUGGAGGAAGGUGAAAAAGAAGACGUUAUAAAUGAUUCUCGAUCAUUAACUUUACAAUCCAAAAUCAAAAAAGAUCUUAGAAUUUCAUUGAUACAGAUAGGAGAGGAUGAAUAUCUUUUCAAUGCAAACGUCUCAGAGGACUUACAUAUCAAUAUGAUCUUGAGUUACAAUAACUAUCUACCCGAAAUUCAAUUCCCAGUUCAUAGUUCCCAACUAUUAACUAUGAUUGGUGUUACUAACCCAACACCACUCCAACAAAAAGUUACCAGAUUACAACAGGAAGUUACUGAAAAGUUUAAGGUUUUGAUGCUUCAACGUAAUAGAGAUUUUGUUUUCAAACAAUCAACCCAAUAUAACACUUAUAAGUCAUUCAGAGAGUUUUCCGGGAAUUUAAUGAUACCAAUUUUUUACAAAAAAUUUCAACAGAACACUUCUUCCACUAAAGUGGAUAGUCAAAGUGAAAAUGAUGAGGAUGUAUCUAGUGAAAGUGAUUUGGAAGAACUGGCUGAUAAUUUUGCGGCAAUGGAAUUUUCGUUACCUAUAAAAAAAGAGUUAGAUAUUGGUGCAAUACCGGAACCAACUGAAAAACAAGAGAAAAAAGCCGAUAUAGAAUAUCCAGAUGUACCUUUCGGUGGGAAAAGUUUAGAAUUCAAAGGAAUAGGUGGUCAUCCAUUUGGGAGAUCCUUAAAUUAG
Hansenula anomala is the source of this 771-nucleotide messenger RNA. RefSeq lists its product as uncharacterized. NCBI's taxonomy places the organism in Eukaryota, Fungi, Ascomycota, Saccharomycetes, Phaffomycetales, Wickerhamomycetaceae. The coding region runs from base 1 to 771 and encodes 256 amino acids. The transcript has a single exon. The record is from RefSeq and is a predicted model, not a curated record.